This is a messenger RNA of Eurypyga helias (sunbittern), 1587 nucleotides long. It is a transcript of the gene RFX8, whose product is annotated as RFX family member 8, lacking RFX DNA binding domain. The transcript is spliced from 15 exons. Gene Ontology annotation, biological process: regulation of transcription by RNA polymerase II. Lineage: Eukaryota; Metazoa; Chordata; Aves; Eurypygiformes; Eurypygidae. The record is from RefSeq and is a predicted model, not a curated record. The annotation marks the transcript as partial. Gene Ontology annotation, molecular function: RNA polymerase II cis-regulatory region sequence-specific DNA binding; DNA-binding transcription factor activity, RNA polymerase II-specific.
ACCGGCUUAUCUCACCUGGUGAUUAUGGAAAAGAUGGCUGACAAUUUCUAUGUGUGUGAAGGAUGCAGUGUACCCCGUUGGCUACUAUAUGAAUUGUGUUUGGAAAGCUGCAGUCCAAAUUCCAAGCAUGCAGUAAAUUCAUCCACCUUGGGAAAGCUUAUUCGAUUAGUUUUCCCCAAUCUGGGGACAAGAAGGCUGGGCACAAGAGGGUGUACCAGGUAUCAUUAUUCUGGGAUAGCUAUCAAGAACAACUCUUCCUUUUAUGAACGUUAUUACUCUCUUCUGUCUGAAAAAAGUUAUCAAAGGCAGCACUCUCCAGCGGAAGGGUGCAGCUCUGCCUGUCAGCCGAGCACCUCUGCGGGCACUGGGAGAAACGCCGGCACUUCUGGAGUUGUAGCUGGUCACAAGAGCAAUGGCCUGAAGAAAAGAACAAAUUUGCACUGUUCUCCAUCUGUCAUUUCUCUGACGGUUGAACAAGAGAGAUCUGAGUACCUGUGGCCUCUAUUCAGCACAUCCUAUCCUUGGGAGAAAGAGGUAAGGAAGAAAUGCCCCAACGAAAUGGUUUUCCUGCUUGUCAAUGAGUACUACAGCCACUGUCAAGAUAUUUUACAUAUGGUGCGAAAUAACGAGCUUGACAAGGUGGGAGGCUGUAUGAUGUCAUUCUGGAAGUCUCUGCAGCCUGAAAGAACAGCGCUGAUGUCUUUGCCAGAUGUAUGCCAGAUGUUAAAAAGCUGUGAUAGGCAGCUAUUCAAGGACAUGGAGAACAUCCUUCUUCAUGAUUUCCUGGAGGAGGUGCCUGUGCAACACAUGAGGUCAGUCGUAUUGUUCAUUGAAAAUGUUGAGCUUUGGCUGCUCAAUUCUUUGCAAGAGUUUCCAUCACUGCUCCAAACACACAGAUCUCAAGAAUUUAAAAAGUUUAAACAAAGACUCAGGAGAAAGAUAGACCUUUCUGUCAUGGCCAAGUCAACAAGAAGAGUUUUGAACAGCAACAGCCAACUUGCUGUUCUGCGAUCAGACUUGCAUGCUGUCAUCGUUCAGGGAUUUCUGGAUGUGCCUGGAAACCUCUUUCAAAACAAGUUUAGUAAUCCGGAGGAGCUGCAGAAUGACAUAGAACUCAAAUGUUUGUACGACAUCGUAUCUUUGCUGGAACCUUCCACAGACAUUCAGGUUCUCCUGUACUGCCUGUCUUCAAAUCUUCAUGAUUUUGUCAUUCAGCCAAGCAGGAGUAAAGAGGAGUUUAGAAAACUGGCAUCGGAUUUCCAGUUGAGAUGGAACUUCCUACUGAAUGCAGUAAGCAAGGCUAUGACGCUCAACUACGCACACAGUUUUGGAUCCUGGUAUUUGUUUAAUUUGCUACUCAUGGAUUUUGUGGCUCAUGUCUUCCUGUCCUAUAUAGAGGAGGGAGAUGAAAGUUUCGAUGUCGCAAAGGAAAACAAGGUCCCUGUUCUGUGGGUUUAUGAGCCCAGCCAACUCUGGGGCUGUUUUGCCAUGAAGCAACCUCAAGCCGAUUCUCCACAGACAACUCUCACAACUCUGAUGCAGAACCAGAAUAACUUUGGAUUAAGCAACAUUUUUCCAGAGUUUUGA